GUUGUGAUACCACAGGAGAUGAGUCUGGCGAUCCUGCGUGGUGCAGUUCUGUUCGGCCUCGACAGCAGCGUCAUCCAAGUGAGACGGUCCACCAUGACAUACGGCGUAGGCGUGCUCAACAAGUUCAUGCGCGGCAUCCACCCACAAGGCAAGCUGCUGGUGCGCGACGACCGUGAGUGGUGCGCCGACAUCUUCGAUAAGUUCGUGACGGCCGACCAGUCGGUGGGCGUGGGCGAGACCCUGCUGCGCCGCUACACGCCGGCGCGCGUCGACCAGACUACCAUCGUGCUCCACCUCUACUGCUCGCAUAAGGAGAAGGUCACGUUCGUAACGGACGAGGGCGUGGAGCGGUGCGGCACACUGAAGCUGACCUUGGAUGGAAGCCCACUGAGUCCCGUCAAGCGCCGUGAAGUCCAGGUCCGGAUGCGUUUCGGCGACACGGAGAUCGUGGCCUCGGCAGUGGACGUGCUCACCCAGCGGUCCGUGUCGGCACACAUCGACUUCCUCGGUCUCUGAGACGCAGAGGUCCGUGUCGGCACACAUCGACUUCCUCGGUCUCUGAGACGCAGCGGUCCGUGUCGGUACACGUCGACUUCCUCGGUCUCUGAGACGCAGCGGUCCGUGUCGGCAUACAUCGACUGCCUCGACCUCUGAGACGCAGCGGUCCGUAUCGGCACACAUCGGCUUCCCCGACCUCUGAGACGCAGCGGUCCGUCUCGGCACACAUCGGCUUCCUCGGCUUCUGGGGCCGGCCCUGCACCAGCGGCGAUGCUGCCUGCUGUUGCCCUGUGUGUGUCCGUGGCGCAGCAGCUCGUGCUGCCCUCUGUGUGUCCGUGGCGCGGCAGCCUGUGCUGCCCUCUGUUCGACGAUGCGGCGCGCCGUGUUUAUGAAGGCGGCGAAAUGAGAUGUCGAAUGGUCUGGCCGUUAUGUGAUGCGUAAAGGUGUAAAAUAUGCGUCGAAAGCUGUGUUUAUACCGUGUAACGUAGGAAGGCUAUCGGUAGUUGUUUUGCGACUUGGCCAACCUUGACUUGUGCUCGUGGCAUUGCCACAUCUGAGAAGUGCAGCACCGUAGUUGAGCUUUAUGGUUUUACAUGACGUUGCAGAUAAUGUGAGAGAUGGCUGAAUUAUAAUUUGUACGUAAAAUCAUUCAAAUCUUGAGCACUCCAUGCCCUGUUAGAUUAUGCUCGUUACGCUCCAGUCGGCAGGGGAGGGUGGGACAUGUCCCGACCUCCGAAUAUUCAUGCAUUUAUAGAUAUAUGCGUAUGAUUUAUUCACUUCAGUGACCAUCGCGUUCAGACGCUGGUAACAAUUACAUAUAAAUGCUUGCUUGCUUACUUAUUCAUUCUGCUUUAACGAGCGCAUCACAUCUCCGUUCCCCAAAACUGCCGUGGUAAGCAUUUCAGAAUCAUCAACAAAGUGGUGGGUUAUUAAUGUAAUUCAUUUUUCGGAGCGGGCAUCAGACAUAUCGUGAAAGCUUUAAUGGCACCUGGUAUAACGUAACUGGUUAAUCAUUCUGUAAUGCCGUGAUCAUUUAAAGUCAAACCUGUUAUCGAUUGUGCCGACUGUUUUGUGCGAUGGUUUAUUGUGGUUUGCCGUACAGGGCCUCGUACAGAAGUUAUACGGCUCGAGCCUCAUAUGAUAAGGGCAAAACCAGUUAUUCUAACGAUUCCUUAUGUGGCUGUCUCGAUUUUGGCAUUUCGGAAAGCAGCAUAGUAUGUGGUGAAAAAUGGCCUAUGUGUGAAUGUCAUUUAAUGUCAAAGUCAUGGCGAUCAAAUGUGUUUGGUUACCACACCAAACAAAGAAGUGGCCCCUGUUCUGCUGCCAACAUCACACCUCUAUGGAAAGUGACACAAGGUAUGCUGUCGUGCGAAAUUGCAGUCUUAGCUAAAUGCUGCACGUCAGGUUUUUUUGUGGAGCGCAGCAUGCUUUGGUGCUAGUGUGGAGUUCAUAUCACACGCAGGGCUAGAUUCAGAUUCUGAUCUGUGGAGUCGUCAGCACGUAUUUCCUAUUAUUCGUGCUCCCAAGAUUUCAAGACGCCAUGCCGCCGUCCAGUAGAAAAAAGAUUUCCAUGUGCGUUGCGUUCUUGUUUCUGAAUGUAAAGGAAUCUCGAUGCAGGAAAACGGUGACAUGAUAUGAUGCAGAGCGCAUG
This is a messenger RNA of Pollicipes pollicipes, 2149 nucleotides long. RefSeq names its product heat shock 70 kDa protein 12A-like. Lineage: Eukaryota; Metazoa; Arthropoda; Thecostraca; Pollicipedomorpha; Pollicipedidae. The coding region runs from base 19 to 516 and encodes 165 amino acids. The record is from RefSeq and is a predicted model, not a curated record. The transcript is spliced from 5 exons.